Molecule: messenger RNA, 3232 nt
Organism: Eleginops maclovinus (Patagonian blennie)
Lineage: Eukaryota; Metazoa; Chordata; Actinopteri; Perciformes; Eleginopidae
Product: adhesion G-protein coupled receptor G2-like
Exons: 18
Coding region: 124-2175 (683 amino acids)
Biological process (GO): adenylate cyclase-activating G protein-coupled receptor signaling pathway; cell surface receptor signaling pathway
Cellular component (GO): plasma membrane
Molecular function (GO): G protein-coupled receptor activity
Source: RefSeq, a predicted model, not a curated record
GGUUGCUGACCGGCAAGAAAAGGUGUGUUAUUGAGUCAUGGGAAGGAAAAAAAGGGCAACGUCCCGCCAUGGUGCAGACGCUGAUGUCAUGGCGAGGCGCCUCAGGGACGAGCUCCAGACAGGAUGUUACCACUGGAUGGUAAGCACCGCUGGAUGUUUAUAGCAGUCCUGCUCUUUGGGUUAUACUUCCAGGACAGCAUAUCAGAAGACUGCAGAAAACCCCCCCAAAAGUUCCUGUUUGUCAGUCCCAAAACGAAAAAUGAUCUAUUCCCAAAUGAUGUUGUUGAGUUCAAUGCAAGUAAAUUAUGUUUCCAAAUGCUCCCAGAACGGAAUGCAGCUUGUUGUAAUACAGGAGCAUUCCUCUGCAACUUUACCAUAACAGGCGGACGAGAGAACUACACUCUGAUUCUGAAAAAAGAGAUUCUUUCCAACCAAGAUAUCGUUGUGAUAACAAUCGCGGAUCAUGGCUUUCCAUGUAAGCCAAUGAAGGACAACAACACAUAUUUAGACAUUCACAACUGCUUGAAAAGAGGGGUCAAAAAUAUUAAAUUGACCAAAGAAAACUUCUGUGAAAAUAUGGAAGGGUAUGAUGAAGAUGCUUGCAAAGGUUUAGCAGAAACACACUACAUUAUCGCAGUGGUUAAAAACAAAUUAUCCCAUUGUAGGUUAUGUAAAAGGCCAGACUUUAUCAAGCCAGAAACGUCUAUUACUCUAACUCCCUCUCCAAACAUCAGCACAGAAACUGCAGCAAAACUUAUGAAUAUCUCCCUCCUGGUGAAAAACAUGGGCAAUUCCAGCUCAGCAUCCAUCAAAAUGGGCAACAUUAGUGGAUUGAUCACCAGGCUACCAAAAACAAACCCAAUCAACAUCAACUUUGUCCUUUCAAAUAAUAGAGAUAUAAAUAUUCUUAAGAAUAACAAUGAUUCGGGGAAAGGCUACUCUCGCUCCAUUAAAAUCCCUGCAGAAGCAAGUGGCAUGGCAGCGAAAGGAGAGAAUCCCUUCGCUGCAGUUAUACUUUUCCCAGACAUGUUUCAGGACAAUCCCGACAGCACUUUUCUCAACAAUGAGGUCGUGGGAAUCGAGAUGGGAAAAGAAAUAUCCAAUCUCUCAGACAGAAUACUAAUUCGGUACAAAUGGAAUGAGACGAAAGGAAGAACUAUUUCUUGUGUAUCAUGGCAUGGAAAAGAUACUGAAGGAAAAAAAGCUAAAUGGAUCCAAGAUGGCUGUCACACAAAGGAGAACUAUGGCAGCAUCACGUGCGAGUGCACUCAUCUAACGUUUUUUGCAAUACUAAUGUCACCUCCAUCUGCAAACAUGAGCUCUUCAGAUGUCAAGUCUCUGACCACCAUCACAUCAAUCGGCUGUGGCCUGUCAAUAGCUUUCUUGACAGUCGCUCUCUUCAUGCAUUGUCUAAUCAGGAAAGGGAAAGCAAGCCAAGCAACUAAGAUUCUCAUAAACCUCUUUCUGGCUUUGAUCGGCCUGAACUUGUCCUUCCUGUUAAAUGAGAGCAUUGCAAACUUGGAAAACUUUGCCGCAUGCGUAACAGUCGCAGCAGUCAUGCACUACACUAUGUUGGCCACCUUCACCUGGUUUUUCAUGCAAGCUCUUCACCUGUACUUCAUUCUGUGGAAGCUCCCUAGUGAAGUCAAACAUUACAUCAGGAAGAUAUGCGCCGCGGGAUGGGUCACCCCGGCUGUAGUGGUGAUUGCUCUUGUCGCCUCAAGGCAAUACGGUUUCCUGGCCAUUACCACCGAUGAUGGGAAUUCAGCAAAGAUGUGCUGGAUCUCAAAUGCUGUGAUCCACCAGGUGGUGAACAUUGGGUACUACGCUGUAGUAUUCAUCUUUUCCUUUGUCAUGUUCAUCGUUACUCUGCGGCACAUUAUUCUUGCUAAACAGGCAGAAAAGAAACACAAGGACAGCAGCUCCAUCAGCACCAAUGUCUUCUCCAUUGUAGGCCUGUUCUUCCUGUUUGGCAUCACCUGGGGUUUUGCUUUCUUCAGCUACGGACCUAUGCUCACGGCCUCCUACUACAUCUUCACCAUCCUCAACUCCUUUCAAGGUUUCUUGCUUGCCAUCUACUAUUUCAAAACCAGUAAGAUUGUUGAAGACAGCAGUUUAACAGACACCAUGAGAAGCACAGCAACGUCAAACACAAUUGUUAAGCCUCCUCAUUGAAAACAUAUAUGCUUUCCAAAUGGGGACAGAAAGGGUUUUGGGCCUGAGGGUUUUUUGACACAAGAGGGCAGCAUUUUAUUUUGUAUAGUCAAGCAGAGCAUCUGUUGAAUGGGGUGCUGGUAAAUUGGCAUUUAAAAAAAAUCUCCCUGAUUUCCCAGUUAAUCUGGAUUACCUUCCUUUAAGAAAAUAAUUGAUGAGUCAAGCACCGUCACAGGACAUGGAGUAAUCUCCUGGAAAUCAUUUAGGUGGGUGAAUCAUAAGAAGCCCCUUCUUACUCACUAUGAAACAUGCAAUAAAGCUUGUGAUUCACUCAGAAUAUAUUUCCUAACUCAAAGAUUUAUACACUAGAAUGCAGGGUGCAAAUGUUUAAAACGAACUUUUAUGACUGAUUGGGUUUUCAUAUGGAGAAAAGAUGGGCAAAACGCUGAAAAAAGUGAAGCGGAAGUGAAGUGUUGCCUCUCACACUCAUAACAGUGAUGGGGGCCGAGUGAGCCUGCUAGCGCUUUGCGUGCCUACAGAUAAUUACCUAGUGCCUACAGAGAGCAGUAUCCACUGUGCGGGAGCCUCAACUGGCUAACAAGAAAUGAGCUCAUGGCUACCUAUAGUGAUAAGAGGCCUGAGGGCAGGCUACUAUGUUGAAACUGUUCCCUGAAAUAUGGGUGUAGUUAACUCGCAUUCAUACUAUUUUAAUAAGUUAUGUGUAUAUUGGGAAACUGCAUUUAUUUAAUGAACUACAGUGAUUGGGAAUUAUUUACUUUUUGUGUAAUUUUCUAUUGAUAUAUGUUUUGCCUAAAAAGGCCACUUGGUUGAGAUCCUUUAUAGUUCAUAGCCAUUCAAUCUGAAAAUAUUAACCAUGUUAUAUAAUGUAAUUCAAUAUAGAUAAUAAGAUUUCUCUUUUCUUUGCUAUUUCUUUUUCAAACUGUUCUUUUUGUUUUCAUUGAAUUAAUGAAAUGUGGCGUUUGCAGUCCUUCAGACAAAUAUUUAAAUGCUUAUGUGAAUGAAACGGACAUUGUGUGCAGAAAUAAAGGGAAAUAAAGUUGAAGUUAUUUUAAUGGGA